AAUUGGUUGGAUGGAAAUGAUUAUUAAGCUGAGAGUGAUGAUGCUACGAAACGUAUAACUUAACGGAAACUUAUUUAAAUCCAAAAACUACCGAUGAAAUGAAACUUUUACGGAAAAAACAAGUUCGAUUGAGAAGAGGAAGAAAUACCAGAGAUUCACUCCUCCAAAAAUGGCGACGGCGGAGCUGGUUUUCAUCCCCACUUCCGGAGUGGGUCAUCUCGUCUCUACCAUCAAAUUCGUCACUCAGUUCCUCAAUCGUGACCAUCGAUUCUCCGCCACCAUUCUCGUCUUGAAAUACCCAUCAUUUACCCCCACACCCACUGACGGAACCUCCAAUCCCCCGCCGCCUACCUCCGUCGUCACCCCCGCCACGCCGCGUAUUCGGAUCAUCCAUCUCCCCGUUCCCCCCAACCCCCCUUCUCCCCAAAUCUUAUCCAAAUCCUUCGAACAUUACUGCUCUCUCUAUAUCGCGAGCUACAAAACCCUAGUCAAAAACGCCAUUAUUGACCUUGCCGUUCCGGUUGUUGGGUUGAUUAUUGAUCUAUUCUGCACUUCCAUGAUCGAUGUGGGCAAUGAACUCGGCAUCAAUUCGUACAUCUUCUUCACUUCCUGCGGUGGAUUUCUCGGGUCGAUGUUACAACUUGAAACCCGCGAUCGAUGUGUCGGUGUCGAGUUCGACAGAUCGGAAGCUGAUGUCAUCAUUUCAAGUUUCGCUCACCCAGUUCCGAUGAGGGUUUUGCCUCAUUAUUCGUUUAACGGCGACGGAUUCAGGUCCAUGGCGAUACACGCUCGGAAGUUCAAGGAAUCGAAAGGAAUCAUCAUCAAUACCUUUGCCGAUCUCGAACCUUAUGCUUUGAUUUCAUUCUCUGAAGACGGAGGAAUACCUCCAAUUUACACGGUGGGGCCGGUGCUGGACCUGGAAAGCGAAACUCGGCCAAUACCACAGGAAAAUCAGAGCAGGGAAAUUAGGGUUUGGCUCGACAAUCAGCCGCCGUUGUCGGUGGUGUUUUUGUGCUUUGGUAGUCGGGGAUGUUUCAGCCAAACCCAAGUGGUUGAAAUAGCAAAUGGUCUCGAAAGAAGCGGAGUGAGGUUUCUCUGGUCCCUGCGCCGGCCACCGCCGCCGCACAAGAGGUUUGAAGCACCAACCGAUUACGCCGAUCCCGACGAUGUCUUGCCGGAGGGUUUCCAGGAGAGGGUUAAAGGAAAAGGAAGAGUAUGUGGGUGGGUCCGGCAAGUGGAUGUUUUAGCCCACAAAGCCAUUGGAGGCUUCGUUUCGCACUGCGGAUGGAACUCUGUUUUGGAAAGCAUUUGGCAUGCGGUGCCGCUCGCGGCUUGGCCGCAAUACGCUGAGCAACAGUUAAACGCCUUCAUGCUGGUUAGAGAAUUAGGAUUAGCGGUGGAGAUGAAGAUGGAUUACCAUAGGGUCGGUGGAUCUCUGGUGACUGCAGAUCAGAUUGAGAGAGUCAUUCGAUGUUUGAUGAACGGCAACGAUGCAGGGGAGAUGAGGAAGAGAAUGAAAGAAAUUAGUAAGAAAAGUAGAGAAGCUCUCAUUCCUGGUGGUUCCUCUAACAUUUCAUUUGGGAAUUUGAUUGAUGACAUGUUGGCUAGUUCCUUUUAGUAUCUUAUAUCUUAUCUGAUCUGAUCAGAUAUCUGUGUUUUGAGUCUGCUUUUUCUUGAGAAUCUAUCAAUCUGUGGAACCAAUCAUGGAAAAUAGGAAUGGGAAUUGAUUCACAGAGAAUAAAGUUAAUUACAUAUAUUCUGUUCUUGAAUAACAGUUGAAAUGAAAUAAAUGAAAAAAAAAAAAAA
Messenger RNA from Benincasa hispida (wax gourd), 1806 nucleotides. Lineage: Eukaryota; Viridiplantae; Streptophyta; Magnoliopsida; Cucurbitales; Cucurbitaceae. The record is from RefSeq and is a predicted model, not a curated record.